AUGCUGGCCGCGUCCCUCGCGGAGACGCCGUCGAUGCUCCGCCUCCUGCGCUACCCGGCGGGCGCCGCGGGAUCGCUGUCGGCGCACACGGACUUCGAGGUGCGCGUCGACGGCAAAUGGCGCCGCGCGCGGGCCUUCCCCGACGACGCCUGCGCCGUGGUGUUGGCGGGCGACGCGCUCGAGUUCUGGACGAACGGGAACGUCCGCGCCGCGCGGCACCGCGUCCGGCCGGCGGCCGCGGCGGCGCCGCGCCACUCCAUCGUCCUCUUCCACGCGGCGCGCGACGACGCGGACCUCGCGCCCCUGGCGCACCUCGUCGGCCCCGGCGGCCCCUGCGCGCGCUACGUCGCGGCCAAGGACGACGCGGACGCGCACGACGGGGCGCCGGGGACGCUCACGCAGCUCCGCCACCUCCUCCGCCGCCGGGGCAUCUGCGUCUUCGACCUGGACCACACGCUGCUCCACAUGCUCAAGGAGGAGGACAUGCCCGCCGAGGUCGGCGACGUGACCGAGGACGUGGUCGGCUUCAGCUACCAGGGCGUGGACUACAGCAUCGCGCUCCGCGUCGGGACGACGUCCCUCGUGAGCGAGCUCCAGAAGAAGGGCAUCGACGUCGCCGUCGCCACGUGCAACCUCCUCGGGGACCAGGCGGGGACCGGAGUCGUCGAGGCCAUCGCGGACCGGUGCGACGUCUUCAAGGACAUCCCCGUCCACGUCAUCGAGUCGCGCGACAAGGGCGGCAAGUCCCUCAAGGACCUCGGCCUCUCGCGGCCCCGCGUCGUCAUCUUCGACGACUCCAUCAACGCCUGGGUCGCCGAGGACCAGGAGUUCGUGUUCACGGCGGACCGCUUCGACGUCAACGCCAUGGCGUCGGCGAUCCAGGCGGACGACGACGCGGGCGACGAGGCGGUCGACCGGGAGCUCGGCUAUUUGACGAACAUCCGGGAGGCGGUCAUGGGCUUCUUCGCGCCGCCGACGAUCGACUGGAACGAGGGCCUGGACUCGGAGCCGGGCACGCCGCGGGAGCCGCGGCCGGAGCGGUCGAGCUCGUUCUCGAAGGAGUUCCACGGGUCGCCCGCGGCCUCGGCGUCGAGCGCGCGGCUCUCCGAGGCGCCCGGCGCGGACGGCGACGCCCUCUCGGACACCAACAGACCGCUUAAAGACCGGUCACUAAAACGGCCGGCCGGGGACGAGCCGCCGCCGUCCCCGGACCUCAGCAAGAAGCCCCGGACGACGACUGAUGCGGAUGCGACGACUGCGCGACUGGAUCUGCCCUCUCUCGUGCCU
This is a messenger RNA of Aureococcus anophagefferens, 1287 nucleotides long. RefSeq lists its product as hypothetical. The transcript is spliced from 5 exons. The annotation marks the transcript as partial. NCBI's taxonomy places the organism in Eukaryota, Pelagophyceae, Pelagomonadales, Pelagomonadaceae. The record is from RefSeq and is a predicted model, not a curated record.